AUGCCUUACAAUACGCGCCGCAAGUCGCUUUCUUUACCAAGUCUCGGCAUUCACGUUCCAAUGACACACGCUGCUCGCGCUGCUGCUGCUGCCUCAAGGCACGCUUCAAGAUCAUCUUCGUCUUCUAAUAGUGCCUCUUCUGCCUCAUCACUGCUCUCAUCAAGCUCAGAGGUCCCCGAAGCGCACCCUAGCAAGCGACAGAAGCGAUCGCAAGCCGACGACAUUGCCAUUGAGCAGACACCACCUCCUUCACCUACACCAGACUCGAGCCUCGAUUCACACGCAAGACAGUCCAAGAUCGACUUCGAUACGAUCAAGGACGACAUUGUUGAAGCAGUCAUUAUUCAAUUACAAUCUACCGGAAAUCGUCCUCAUCUGGUCAAGGAGCUGGCUACCGUUCUGGCUCAACGUCUUACCUCUGUGCAACACUCCGCCAACCCUUGUGCUAUCAUCUCUUCCAGGCUGGCUUCAUAUGCUAAGCGCUCAUGCUGGAGUGUUUCAAAACCAUGCCCUCUAGCUAAGGAGCUUGAAACCAUUCAUCCCCGAAGGACUUACUAUUUCCUUACCACCUGUCCUCGCCAGCCUAUCCCUGAGCCCAGCUCCAUCCUGUCCUCACAUAGCGCUCUGGACACUCCUUCAGUAUCGCUUACGGAUGAUUCUGGCUCUGACGAUGUUGAUUCUCGUAGACGAGAACUUAGCCCAUCACCCGAGGUUGACCUGUCGGACCACGGGUUCGAGGAAGGCGACGACGAAGUCAUGAUGCCCAUCACCCCCAUUGGAUCUCUUCCCUCUCAUCAUCGUUAUGUGCCAAACCGCCGCAACAGCCGUCACAACUCGCCGCCUCUGGAAAAGGAUGAGCGUGAGUUUACCCAAACGGCCGACUUCUUGCAGAAACGCAAGUUUGUCGAGGACACCCCUGCUGCUGAGACUGCCGAUCGCACCACCCACACCUCCGAGUAUGGAUACCGCGACGACUUCUGGUUCGGCGACCACCGCAUCUUCACCUCAAAUGCCAUGCUUACCAGCCCCUCGGUAAAGCCCAGUUCCAUAUCAAAUAUGACACCAGUUUUGCGCAAAGAGGAUGACUGUGAGAACUGGUUGAAGUUCAGCAAGCUUAUGGAAUGGGACCGAACUGCUGAGAGCAUCGAAAUUGACGAGCUGGAUGGCUUGCUUGAUGGAUGCUGA
Messenger RNA from Fusarium sp. VM40, 1185 nucleotides. Lineage: Eukaryota; Fungi; Ascomycota; Sordariomycetes; Hypocreales; Nectriaceae. The record is from the annotation of a GenBank genome assembly.